Paralichthys olivaceus (Japanese flounder) is the source of this 1386-nucleotide messenger RNA. It is a transcript of the gene btg4, whose product is annotated as B-cell translocation gene 4. Gene Ontology annotation, cellular component: nucleus; cytoplasm. The record is from RefSeq and is a predicted model, not a curated record. Gene Ontology annotation, biological process: negative regulation of cell population proliferation; negative regulation of mitotic cell cycle. Lineage: Eukaryota; Metazoa; Chordata; Actinopteri; Pleuronectiformes; Paralichthyidae.
GUGAUUAAGUGAACCAGCCUCAGGUGCGACAGCUUGUCACACACCUGAACUGUGGUUUUAUCAAACCUCCUGAGAAACUUCAAGUAUCUGACAGCGUCUGGUGCACGUGAGGUUUCUGCUGCGGCUUCAUACACACAUUUAGAUGUUGUAGUUACACAGUGGCUGCAUAUGAUUCGUCGUUUCGCAGCAUCAGGAAUCAAAGCUGAGUUCUCUCUAGAGCUCCAGCAGCAAAUAUGUUUGCUUGAGUUGUCCGGCUUCCAGUUAGUUUUAUUUCCCUUGUUUCUUUAACAAGUAGGAUCAGCCUACGCAGGUUUUAUUGUCUAUAGAGGAUUUUAACAGGUUGGAGGUUCCCUGAGUCCGGUUGGGUUCAGGUUUAGACAGGGAGGCCAUGAAGGAGGAGAUCGCUGCUGCCGUGUUCUUUGUGGCUCGGCUGGUGAAGAGAUAUGGUUGUCUGGAUAAUGACGGCAGGGAGAGGUUUGCCGCUGCACUCACGUCAGCUCUGUUUGAGAACUACAAGAACCACUGGCACCCAAACGCACCCACCAAGGGUCAGGCCUACAGGUGUCUGCGUAUGAAUCGUGUGCGGCUGCAGGACCCGGUGCUGCAGCAGGCCUGCGAGCGCAGCACGGUGCGGUACGAGGAUCUGGGCCUUCCCCAGGAGCUGACUGUGUGGGUUGACCCCGGAGAGGUGUCCUGCAGGUAUGGCGAACGCAGCUCUCCAUUCUGCGUCUCAGUGGUGGACAGCUGUCGCCGUGGUGGUGGAGAAUUCUCCCGGCGUGUCCACGACGCCGUGGAGCGGGCGAGCCUUGACGUCGCAUCAGGAAGCUCCUCCGACGAGGAGGAGGCCGGUGGAGACAGCAGCAUGAGCAGCAGCAGCAUGGUCAGCAGCAGCAGCAGCAGCAGCAGCAGCAGCAUGGUCAGCAGUUGCAGCGUCCUAUCGGUUCUCUGCCCUGCUCCGAUCCCACCCAACAACCCUGAACCCAAAACCAUCCCGACUGUCAGCAACCCCAACAGCGUCUACCGGAUCUCUUGUCACCGCCCGCUAUCCCUCGCCUCCUCUCAUCCUCAGUUCAGCGAGUUCUCUCCCGGCGCCCCUCAGACCUGGCUGAGGGAGAAGCGGAAGGCCUUCGCUGGUGACUUGUUCCCUCCUCACCCUCCUCACCCUCCUCCUCACAUUCCUCCUCCAGCCGGAGGCCCGGGCUCUCAGUUCUCUGUCCAGAAAGGCUUCAAGUCCUAUCGAGCCACGUUUACCUUCACUGGGCCUCGUGUUGACAAGUACCACUGGGUCAGCAAGUCUCGAUCCUAACGCCGUGCGGCCCGAGCCUUCUGCCCAGAACUGGAAUCGGGUUACUGCUCUGGACAGGAGCCGUGAUGUUGCAUGAUGGG